This is a messenger RNA of Hirsutella rhossiliensis, 1515 nucleotides long. RefSeq names its product cytochrome p450 domain-containing protein. Bases 1 to 1515 code for a protein of 504 amino acids. Lineage: Eukaryota; Fungi; Ascomycota; Sordariomycetes; Hypocreales; Ophiocordycipitaceae. The transcript has 6 exons. The record is from RefSeq and is a predicted model, not a curated record. Gene Ontology annotation, molecular function: oxidoreductase activity, acting on paired donors, with incorporation or reduction of molecular oxygen; monooxygenase activity; iron ion binding.
AUGUUGUCCACUUGGAGCCUCAUACCAGACCCCCUGGCCUGGCUCGCCAGCUUCCUCGUCUUCUUGUUGAAGCCGGCGGCGGCGGUGCUCGUCGGACAGAUGAUGGCGUCGCGACCACGUCUUCCUCGCGGGGCACCUCGACUCCUGAAGGGGACGCCCAUCCUCGGGUCCGUCGACUUUUUCCGCUCACGUAGCGAUUUCUUGCUCAAGGGGAGGCAUCGGGACCCCAGCCGGCAGUUCAGCUUUUACUACGGACCUUAUCCCAUUGUCGUCGUGUCCGGCUCGUCGGCCCGGUCCUUUUUCUACAACGCGCGCAGCCUCGACUUCAUUGAAGGCUUCUCUGCCCUCUAUUCCGCAGGCCCUAGCAUCGAGCAUCUAUUACCCGGCGACCUUAGGACGCUCUUCUUCACGUCGUUCAAGCAUCUAAUGGGCAAGGACCGGCUCGCAGCCAAGCUCCAUCACCUGACGACCGACACAGAUGUGGCCUUAGGCGCCAUGGGCAUCGACACGUCAGCGCCCGUCGAGCCCUUCAAGCUGAUGCUGCACCUCAUCUACCAGCUCACCCACCGCAUCCUCGGCAGCAACGACGUUGCCGAUGACCCCAAGCUGCUCGCCGACACCUUGUCGGCCUUUGACCGCUUCGACGACUCGUCGGCCAUUGAGGUCAUGUUCCCCCACGUUCCUUGGCCCAGCAAAGUCAGGAAGAUGCUCGCCGGCGCCAAGCUGCACCGCACCUUUUCCAAGAUCAUGAGCGACCGUCAAAGAACCGGCAGGGCCGAGGCGGAUGCCAUGCAGACCUUGAUCGACCAAGGCCACCCAGACACUGUCGUAUCUGCUUUCAUCAUCGGAACCUUCGUUCCAGGACUCACCAAUAGCGCCUUUAACGCCGCCUGGAUCCUUGCCUACCUCACCGCCAAUCCCGAGUGGUACGCCCGGAUACGAGCCGAAGUCGAUGCCGCCGUCGCGAAGCACCGCUGCUCGCAGGCCGAAUCGGCGCCCAAGGUGCUCUCGCGCCUGUCCAUGGACCAGUGGGAGUCCGAGUUCCCCAUGAUAAACGUGGCCCUGCGCGAGACGAUUCGCUUGAUUCUCCAGGGCGCGUCGAUGCGCAAGAAUGUUAGCGGCAAGGAUAUUCAGAUUGCCGACACAGGCAAGAUCAUUCCCAAGGAUGCCUAUGCGUUAUACGCAAUCGAAGACAUCCACAUGGACGACCAAGUCUACACCAGCCCCCGAGAAUGGGACCCCGAGCGCUACCUCGCCAGCAGGGAGGAAGACAAGAAGCGGCCGCACGGAUACCUUGGCUGGGGAUCAGGACUGCAUCCGUGCUUGGGAAUGAGAUUUGCCAAGCUCGAAAUAACCAUCUCGACGGCCUUCUUCUUCGCCUACUACGACUUUACGCGCUGCGACAAGAACGGUAACGAGCCGCAAGACGCACUGCCCCCCGUCGACCGCUCCGGCAUUGGCGAGAAGCGGCCCGUCCGUGACAUUUUCCUCAAGUGCACCCGUCGCAACGAGUGA